AUGCAUUCUAGAGAUUGGUUCUUGGUUCUCCUCGCUAUUUUUGUUCCUCCAAUUCCGGUGGCUGUUAAGAGAGGUCUUUCGAUGGACUUACUCAUCAAUAUUCUUCUUUGUCUUCUUGGAUUUCUCCCUGGCUUGAUACAUGCCUGCUAUAUCAUUUCACUUUACCCUUACAAAGAAGCAUAUGCGGCAAUUGGUGGCGAUGGCCACGAUAACAGAGGAAAUUAUGGUGCUGUAUCUACCUGA
Molecule: messenger RNA, 243 nt
Organism: Clavispora lusitaniae ATCC 42720
Lineage: Eukaryota; Fungi; Ascomycota; Pichiomycetes; Serinales; Metschnikowiaceae
Gene: SNA2
Cellular component (GO): membrane
Source: RefSeq, a predicted model, not a curated record